Prorocentrum cordatum is the source of this 777-nucleotide messenger RNA. The record is from the annotation of a GenBank genome assembly. Lineage: Eukaryota; Dinophyceae; Prorocentrales; Prorocentraceae.
AUGGCGGACGCCGCGGACGCCAGCGCGGGCCCUCGGCCCCGAACCCCAGUAGCCGCAGGCCCGGCCCUGGCGCCCCACUUCGCCCGCACGAAGCCGUUGCUGGAGCACUCGGGUGCGCUCGCAGUGGAGGGGCCGUUCAACCUGGCGCUCGACGCCCCGAACAGUGCCGUCCGGAUGGGCGGGGCGUUUUCGUUCAUGUGCACCUUGAGGAUGGAUGGCACGGGCAGCUGGAGUCGCGUGUUCGACUUCUCCCUUACUGCCGACGAAGACAGCAUCACGGCCGGGGCUGUCGGGCUGACGAACGACUUGCAUUUUACCGUUUUUCGAGGCAAGAAGCCGUUCAGCGUGGUCGUAAGUAAUUUCUUCGAGCUCGGAACAGAGGUGACCAUGCUCUGCACGGUCACUCCCUCGGGGCAUAUGAGGGUCUUCAAGGACGGCGCGCUCGUUGGGGAGAACGAGGAGGGAAUGGCUCCUCUGCGACAGGACAGGCCGCGCAUGAUCCUUGGUGGCCACUACCUCUAUGCCGGACAGGAGUUCCACGGCAGCCUGAGGGACGCGAAGCUCUGGAACCAGGAGGUGGCGUGGCAUGCGCCGGAGAGUGCCGGGGCCCCGCUCGGGCCCAAGGCGGGCGGACCGUUCCUCGGCGACGCCGACACCGCGUCUUCGGGCACGGGCGGGGAGUCCUGGGACGCGGAGUCCUCGGAGGAGGGGCAGUGGCACAGCCACGGCCUCACCCCCGCCGGCGGGUGCGAGGAGCACGCGGCGGCCGUGCCCUAG